AUGGAACGAUAUGUAUCAAGUACUUUUCAAAGAGACGAUAAAAAUGAAGAAAUGAAAAGAAAUCAUGAACAAAUGCCAAGAACAGGUAUCGAAACUGAUGCCAUUCAUGUUGGACAAGAACCUGAACGAUGGCCAGGCCACGCUGUUAUUCCACCUAUAUCAAUGGCGACAACCUUUAAACAAUUAGAACCAGGCAAACCACUUCUAUAUGAAUAUAGUCGAUGUGGAAAUCCAACACGACAAUGCUUAGAAGAAUGUUUAGCAUCACUUGAAAAGGCAAAAUAUGCAUUAACAUUUUCAUCUGGUCUUGGCGCAACAACUACUCUUAUGUUUAUGCUUAAAUCAGGUGAUCAUAUAGUAUCAAUCGAUGAUGUGUAUGGUGGAACCGGAAGAUUGUUUAGACGUUGCAUGGCUCAAAUGGGUGUUGAAAGUUCAUUUGUUGAUAUGUCAAUGGAUCCAUCAUCAAUUGUUAAUCAUCUUAAACCAACAACACGUCUUGUUUGGAUUGAAACUCCAACAAAUCCAUUACUGAAAUUGGCCGAUAUAGAACUUAUUUCUACUCUUGUUCAUAAAUAUGAUCCAAAAAUAAUGGUUCUUGUUGAUAAUACAUUUGCAACAUCAUAUUAUCAACGUCCACUUGAACUUGGUGCUGAUCUUGUUCUACAUUCAUUAACUAAAUAUAUGAAUGGUCAUUCCGAUGUUGUUAUGGGCAGUUUAAUGAUGAAUAGUGAAGAACUUUAUAAACAAUUAAGUUUUCUUCAGUAUGCAAUUGGUGCUGUUCCAUCUCCAUUCGAUUGUUAUCUUGUUAAUCGAGGUCUUAAAACAUUAGCAGUACGAAUGCGGCAACAUAUGACAUCAGCUUUACGCAUUGCUAAAUAUCUCGAACAACAUAAAUAUAUAGAACGUGUAAUUUAUCCGGGAUUGGAAUGUCAUCCACAAUAUGAAUUGUAUAAAAAACAAAUGUCGGGAUUUAGCGGAAUGAUUUCGGUUUAUCUUAAAGGUGAUGAUGUUGAAAAAAGUAAACGAUUUUUAAAACAUCUUAAAUUAUUCACAACAGCUGAAUCGCUUGGAGGUUAUGAAUCUUUGAUUGAGUUGCCUGCUAUUAUGACCCAUGCAAGUGUACCUGAAGAACAUCGUCGUCAACUAGGUAUUACUGAUGGUCUUAUUCGAAUGUCUAUAGGACUUGAAGACGUACAGGAUUUACUUGACGACAUUGAAGUUUCUCUUCAAUAUGCAUUUUUGAAUACUAUUGAAAAGUGA
Molecule: messenger RNA, 1260 nt
Organism: Rotaria socialis
Lineage: Eukaryota; Metazoa; Rotifera; Eurotatoria; Philodinida; Philodinidae
Source: the annotation of a GenBank genome assembly